UGCCAAAAAUCCCGUCUUUCUCCUUCAACCCUCGAGAAAAUCCCCAAAUCCCACGCCAUUAGCGCGACCUCCCCCCUCCAUUAGGGAUCCAUCCCCCUCCCCCUCCUCCCCCGCGCCACCGCCGGAUCGAUUCCGGCCGCCGGCGAUCCGGCCCGCGGGGAUUGGCCAGGCGCAGAUCCGCCCGAUGCGCCCGCUGCCGCCGGCCGCCUAGGCACGGCAGCGAGCCGCCCCGCCGGACCGCCCGCCGCGUGCAUGGAAACGCGCAGCCGCAAGCGCGCCGCCGCCAGCACCUCCUCCCCGGCCUCCUCCUCCAAGCGCGCCCGCACCGCCCCCGCCGGCCGCCCCGGACCGCCCGCGAUGGACCCGUCCCCGUCCUCCCGCCGCCGGGCGCGCGCCGCGGCGGCGGCCGCGGCCGCCGCAGCGGAGAAGGGCAAGGACCCGGACCCCUCGUCCACCUCCAACCCCGCGCCGCCCCACCACCACCACCACGAGGAAGACGACGACGAGGAUGACGACGACUCGGCGGCCGCGCCCUUCCCGCCCUCCUUCACCUCCGCCAGCACCGCGCUCCAGGGCCUCCUCCGCAGGCUGGGCGCCGGGCUCGACGACCUGCUCCCGGGCUCCGCCGCAGCGGCCGCGGCCUCCUCCACCACCUCGGCGCAGCUCAAGCGGAUCCUGGCCGGGCUGCAGGCCGAGGGCGACGAGUCCCGCCAGCUCGGCUCACUCAUGCAGCUCUGUGAGAUGCUCUCCAUCGGCACCGAGGACUCGCUCGCCGCCUUCCCCAUCGACGCCUUCGUGCCGCUCCUCGUCGGCCUGCUCCGCGAGGAGGACGGCCCCGGCGCCAGCCCCGAAGUCAUGCUGCUCGCCGCGCGCGCCCUCGCCAACCUCGUCGACGUGCUGCCGUCCGCCUGCUCCUCCGUCGUGCACUAUGGCGCUAUACCGUGCUUCUGCGCCCGGCUCCUCACCAUCGAGUACAUGGACCUCGCCGAGCAGUCUCUGCAAGCUCUGAGGAAGAUUUCGCUGGAGCAUCCGACCGCCUGUUUGAGAGCUGGCGCGCUAAUGGCCGUCCUGUCGUAUCUGGACUUCUUCUCCACUGGUGUUCAGAGAGUUGCAUUGUCUACUGCUGCCAAUAUUUGCAGGAAGCUACCCUCUGAUGCAUCCGAGUUCGUCAUGGAAGCGGUACCGUUGCUCACUAAUCUCCUACACCACCAUGACUCUAAGGUGCUAGAGCAUGCUUCGGUUUGUUUGACACGCAUUGCAGAGGCCUUUGCUCACCAUCCAGAGAAGUUGGAUGAGCUGUGCAAUCAUGGGUUGGUUGCGCAAGCCGCUAACUUGGUAUCCAUCAGUAACUCCCCAGGCCAGACAUCGCUGAGUACUUCGACAUAUACGGGCUUAAUCCGUCUUCUCUCAACAUGUGCGAGUGGAUCGCUGUUGGCAGCCAAAACACUUCUUCUUCUUGGCAUUAGUGGCACCAUUAAAGAAAUUCUUUCAGGGUCCGGUUUAGUUGCUGGAACGUCAGUCGCCCCAGCUUUGUCAAGGCCUGCUGAUCAGAUGUUUGAGAUCGUGAGCCUUGCUGAUGAUUUGCUCCCACAUUUGCCUGUGGGGAUAAUUUCUUUACCAACAAACUGCCGUGUAUUUAUUAAAGGCUCUUCUACAAGGAGACCUGCUCCCACCAAACAAGAUGGGGCUGGUUCAACAGAAAAUGAGAGGUCAGGCCAUGAGAGUCUAUUACAAGAGCACCCCGAACUUCUACAGCAGUUCGGUAUGGACUUAUUGCCCGUAAUGACACAGGUGUACGGUUCAAGUGUAAAUGCACCAAUACGCCAUAAGUGCUUAUCUAUCAUCGGGAAAUUAAUGUGCUAUAGCUCUGCUGAAAUGAUCCAGACUCUCCUUAGCACGACAAACAUAUCCAGCUUCCUAGCAGGCAUUCUUGCUUGGAAAGAUCCGCAAGUGCUGAUUCCUGCUCUUCAGAUAGCAGAAAUUAUGAUGGAAAAACUUCCCGAGACAUUCUCCAAGUUAUUUGUGAGGGAAGGUGUUGUUCAUGCUGUGGAAGCACUUAUAUGUCCGGAAUCCUCAAAUAUGGUGCCUCCUCAGGUACCACCACAGGAUAAGGAUGGUGAUUCUGUUAUGUCCUCACGCCCUAGACGACAGCGUCGUCGUGGGGGUGCUGCACCUACAGAGAACAGUUUGUUAGAUGUGUCAAACGCUUCCAAUUCUGGCAUUGCCAGCGCAUCGCCAUGCUCCACAGAAGUUCCAGUCACCAGUCUCCGUUUUGAAGUUAGCGAUCGCGCGAAGUCGUUCAAAGAUAAAUACUUCCCUUCAGACCAUGGUUCGAGCGAUGCUGGAGUCACUGAUGACCUUCUUAAACUGAGAGCACUGUGUGCAAAGUUGAAUACUGCAACUGAAAAUGUCGUAACAAAAGCCAAAGGGAAAUCAAAAGCCUUGAGCCCUAGCCAUUUUGACAUCUCACAUGAUGUGGAGGAACAGUUAGACCUGAUAGUAAAUGAAAUGCUUGCUGAGCUAAGCAAAGCCAAUGGUGUUUCCACAUUUGAGUUCAUCAGGAGCGGAGUUAUCACAUCAUUCCUUGACUAUUUGUCAUGUGGGACAUUUGGGAAGGAAAAGGUAUCCGAAGCAAACCUGCCAAAGCUUCGCCAGCAGGCGCUUAGGCGAUACAAGUCCUUCAUAUCUGUUGCCCUUUCUGCUGACCGUGAAAGGGAUGAAACUCCAAUGACUCUUUUGGUCCAAAAACUGCAAAGUGCAUUAUGUUCAUUGGAGCGUUUCCCUGUUGUGCUCAGCCAGUCUAACAGAAUUGGUACUGGAGGCUCCCGUCUUACCUCAGGUCUUGGUGCUCUAGCUCAACCCUUCAAGUUGCGCCUGUGUCGAGCUCAAGGCGAAAAAUCACUUCGGGAUUAUUCAUCAAAUAUUGUGCUUAUUGAUCCCUUUGCGAGUCUAGCAGCUGUCGAAGAUUUUCUUUGGCCCAGAGUUCAGCGCGGUGAGGCUGCUUCCAAACCUCUAGCCGCUUCUGCAAAUAAUUCUGAAUCUGGUACACCCGCUGCCACUGCUGGUGCAUCAUCAACACCUGCAUCAGCCCGGCGUCCAACGACAAGAUCAAAGUCAUCUGCUGCAAGUGCUGGUACAUCUAAUAAGGAGCCUCUAGAGGAAAGCACUAGUAGUGCAAAGGCAAAAGGCAAAGCUGUUGUAAAACCAAGCUCAGCUGAACCAAAAGGACCGAACACAAGGAAUGCUACCCGCAGGAAAUUGGCCUCAGAGAAAGAUUUGGACAUGAAGCAAACACAUGGCGACAGUAGUUCUGAGGAUGAGGAGCUUGACACAUCUCAUAUUGAGCUUGAUGAUCCUUUGAUGAUUGAUGAUGAUGACAUUUCAGAGGAUGAAGAUGAUGACCAUGAGGUUCUCCAAGAGGGAUCUCUUCCUAUUUGUGUUCAAGAUGGGGUGCAUGAUGUGAAAUUGGGUGACGCUGAUGACUCCAAUGUUGGUUCAGCAAGUGAUAGCCAGGCGCAGCCAUCAUCUGGUUCUGGUUCCAGUGCUAGAAACAUUAUGGGCAGGGGAGUAAAUGCUGCUGAAUUUCGAAGUGCGGGUGCCUUUGGAUCGCAAGGUGCAAUGUCAUUUGUUGCUGCGACAAUGGCUGGGCUGACUUCUGGUGGUGGUCGCGGUGUUAGAGGUGGUCGUGAUCGGCGUGGCCUGUCACUUGGGGGUAGCAUGAGUGAGCACAACAAACUGAUAUUCAUGGCUGGUGGGAAGCAGCUUAGCAAAAAUUUGACCGUAUAUCAAGCAAUCCAACGUCAACUGAUGCUCGAUGAGGAUGAUGAAGAAAGGUUCAACGGGUCUGACUUACCAAACGAUGGAAACCGAUUCUGGGGUGACGUGUUCACGAUAACUUACCAGAAGGCUGAUAGCCAAGCUGAGAAGGGAUCCCAAGGUAGUUCUGUCUCGUUGCAUCAAAAAUCUGAAUCUUGCAGAUCUGUUUCUGAAGCACACAAGGUUUCUCUUCUUGAUAGCAUCUUACAAGGGGAACUGCCAUGUGAUUUGGAGAAAACAAACUCAACCUACAGCAUUUUAGCCUUGUUACGUGUAUUAGAGGGGCUGAAUCAGCUAUCCCCUCGUUUAAGAGCACAGGCAGCAUCUGAUGAUUUCGCCGAGGGGAAAAUCGCUACGCUGGAUGAGCUAUAUGAAACUGGAACCAAGAUGCCUUCAGAAGAGUUCGUCAACAGCAAGUUGACACCAAAGCUUACUCGGCAAAUGCAGGAUGUUCUUGCACUCUGCAGUGGCAGUUUACCUUCUUGGUGUAACCAGAUCACUAAAGCCUGCCCCUUUUUGUUCCCCUUCGAAACGAGGAGGCAGUACUUCCACUCCACAGCUUUCGGGUUGUCCCGGGCGUUGAACCGACUUCAGCAGCAACAAGGUGAUAAUCCCAACACUGGCAGCGAAAGAGAGGUCCGGUUUGGCAGGUUACAGCGGCAGAAAGUUCGUGUUUCCCGUAACCGUAUUCUGGAUUCUGCCGCUAAAGUUAUGGAGAUGUUCUCUAGCCAGAGAGCUGUUCUUGAGGUGGAAUACUUUGGUGAGGUUGGGACAGGGCUGGGUCCUACGUUGGAGUUCUAUACUCUCCUGGGCCAUGAACUGCAGAGUGCUCGGUUGGGAUUAUGGAGAUCUAGUUCGCCUUACGAUUAUUCAGAAAUGGAAAUCGAUAAGAAUGGUGUGAUCCAUGUGGAUUCUGACGAUGAUUCGCCGGCUCCUCAAGAACUCAACUCAUCCGAAGAUGCCCGGAAUCUGGUACAAGCUCCUCUUGGAUUAUUUCCUCGCCCUUGGCCUUCUAAUGUUGAUACCUCGGAGGGUAGCAGAUUCCUCAAAGUCGUAGAAUAUUUCCGCUUGGUCGGUCGAGUUGUGGCGAAAGUCUUGCAGGAUGGAAGGCUUUUAGAUUUGCCUUUAUCAACAGCAUUUUAUAAGCUCAUACUCGGACAAGAGCUUGAUUUAUUCGACAUUAUCUCGUUCGAUGCUGAGCUUGGAAAGACGCUGCAAGAACUGCGAGUUCUUGUUGAGCGUAAGAGGUUCCUUGAGUCCACCUGUGGCAAGGAUCAGCUAGAAGUUGCAGACUUGCGUUUCCGGGGAGCUCCUAUCGAGGACUUGUGUUUAGAUUUUACUCUUCCAGGUUUUCCUGAUUAUAUUCUCAAAGAAGGCGAGCAAAACACAAUUGUUAAUAUCCACAACCUAGAGGAGUAUGUUUCUUUGGUAGUCGAUGCGACAGUGAAGUCAGGGAUUAUGAAGCAGGUUGAAGCUUUCAGAUCAGGUUUUAGCCAGGUCUUUGAUAUCUCAUCCCUCCAAAUAUUUUCACCUCAAGAGCUUGACUAUCUAAUAUGUGGUCGUCAAGAAAUAUGGGAGGCUGAAUCACUGGUAGAUAACAUAAAAUUUGAUCAUGGGUUUACUGCUAAAAGUCCUGCCAUUAUAAAUCUACUCGAGAUCAUGUCGGAAUUUACCCCUGAUCAGCAGCAUGCAUUCUGCCAGUUUGUAACCGGUGCUUCUCGGCUUCCAACUGGUGGUUUGGCUGCUCUUAGUCCCAAGCUUACCAUAGUUCGAAAGCACCCCUCGAGUGGGGUGAGUACUUUGAAUACAAGCGGGGUAACGGAUGCCGCGGAUGACGAUUUGCCCAGCGUCAUGACAUGUGCCAAUUAUCUCAAACUACCCCCAUAUUCCACAAAAGAAGUCAUGCGCAAGAAGCUGCUCUAUGCCAUCCUAGAAGGCCGUGGAUCUUUUGAUCUAUCCUGAGCUGAUAACUAACGAUACAGGGCUCACCAUUCGAUGCCCGUCAAUUUUAUCCCGAAUUAGUUUUCUUCUUCGUUGCCUGUAAUAACAUAGGUUGAGGUUACCAGCCGCUCUGCAGAAAGCUUGAAAGUUGAACUUGCUGAAGCGGCGAGCCUCACGAGCACCACCGACAAGUAUCAGGAGCACCUUUCCCUCCAGUACAUGUAAAUAAAAAGGAGUAUACAUAUUUGUCGUAAGGAUUUGUUCGUUCGUUGGCGAUACCCUGUCCUAUGUAUCGAUUUGAGAAUGUUGCUGUGUUUGCUUUGACAUUGUGUACAUGUGUAACUCGAUAAUAAAUCCGCGCGCUCUAGUGUAUUUGAGACUA
Messenger RNA from Aegilops tauschii subsp. strangulata, 6139 nucleotides. RefSeq names its product E3 ubiquitin-protein ligase UPL3. NCBI's taxonomy places the organism in Eukaryota, Viridiplantae, Streptophyta, Magnoliopsida, Poales, Poaceae. The record is from RefSeq and is a predicted model, not a curated record. Gene Ontology annotation, molecular function: protein binding; ubiquitin protein ligase activity. Gene Ontology annotation, biological process: protein polyubiquitination; proteasome-mediated ubiquitin-dependent protein catabolic process.